UGACUAUGCUGAUACGACGCUCACGAACAUUUCCUGCAGCAUCUCAUAAUCCAGACCAAACUCACUCGGAAAGUGGAUACAUUUUUUCGGUUUGCUCUACGAGACCUCACCAUUUCCUCAAGUUCUUUUCAGCCAAACAUUUAGCUACAAGAAAUCAGUUCCAGAUCCACCUUCAGCCUACCAUGUUUGAACCAGAUUCUGGUUGUGGUGUUCCAGCCCAGAGAAGCUCACAGCGGGGUCCAGAGUUGCUGUCAGUGAAGCUGGGUGACUGCAAUCAAACCGUGGAACUCAAUGUGAUUGUCAAAGAGGAGGAAGAGGACAGAGAAAUCAACGAGGGGGAGGAGGAAGAGCGAGAGGAUGACAGGGACUCAGUUGACUCAGGAGAGAUCCCCAACCCAGACUCAGUCAACAAGCCCAGUUCCACAGCAUCAAGACUACCUGGACGUGGGAGUUACUCCUGCCCUCAAUGUGAGAAGAGUUUCAGUUCCUUAACUAUUCUAAAAAAUCAUCAAAGAGUACACACUGGAGAGAAACCUUUCCACUGCUCUGCAUGUGGGAAGAGUUUCAGUGAGAAAGCAAACCUUAAGAGACACGAGAGAUUACAUAGUGGAGAGAAGCCUUACCACUGCACGCAAUGUGGGAAGAGCUUCAACCAUUCUGGAAGCCUUAAGGAACACCAAAGAGUACAUACAGGGGAGAAACCGUACCACUGCUCUCUUUGUAGGAAGCAUUUCAGUCAGCCAGGAAGCCUUAAGAAACACCAGAGAAUUCAUACAGGGGAGAAACCUUACCACUGCUCACAGUGUGGAAAGAAUUUUCGUUUCGCAGGAGACCUAAAGAAUCAUCAGAGAUCACACAGUGGAGAGAAGCCUUACCACUGUUCUCAGUGUGGGGAGGGAUUCACUCAGCUCAGGCGUCUUAAAAGUCAUCAGAGGAAACACAUUGGGGGGAAGCCUGUCUGUGCUUUAAAUGUGAUUGUCAAAGAGGAGGAGGUUGAGAGAGAAAUCAAAGAGGAGGAAAAGCGAGAAGUUGAGGAAGAGGAGGACAAUAGUGGUAUAGUUGACCCAGAUACAUCAACACUACCUGGUUGUGGUCGUUACCCCUGCCAUCAAUGUGGGAAGAGUUUCCGUUCCUCAAGUAAUCUACAGAAUCAUCAAAGAGUACACACUGGAGAGAAGCCUUACCACUGCUCUGAGUGUGGGGAGGGAUUUACUCAGCUACAACGUCUUAAAAGUCAUCAGAGAAUACACAUUGGAGGGAAGCCUGUCUGUGCUUUAAAUGUGAUUGUCAAAGAGGAGGGGAGUGAGAGGGAAAUCAAAGAGGAGGAAAAGCGAGAAGUUGAGGAAGAGGAGGACAAUAGUAAUGUAGUUGACCCAGGUACAUCAAGACUACCUGGUCGUGGUCGUUACCCAUGCCAUCAAUGUGGGAAGCGUUUCCGUUCCUCAAGUAAUCUAAAGAAUCAUCAAAGAGUACACACUGGAGAGAAGCCUUACCACUGCUCCCAAUGUGGGAGGGGUUUCAGCGAGAAGGUAAACCUUAAGAGACAUGGCAAAGUACAUAGUGGAAAGAAGCCUUACCACUGCACCCAAUGUGAGAAGAGCUUUAAUUAUUCAGGAAGCCUUAAGGAACACCAGAGAAUACAUACAGGGGAGAAGCCUUACCACUGCUCUCUUUGUGGUAAGAGUUUCAGUCAGCCAGGAAACCUUAAGAAACAUCAGAGAAUACAUACAGGGGAGAAGCCUUACCACUGCUCUCUUUGUGGUAAGAGUUUCAGUCAGCCAGGAAACCUUAAGAAACAUCAGAGAGUACAUACAGGUGAGAAGCUUUACCACUGCUCUCAGUGUGGGGGGGGUUUCACUCAGCUAAGAAGUCUUAAAAGUCAUGAGAAAAUACACAUUGGAGGGAAGCCUGCCUGUGCUUUCAAUGUGAUUGUCAAGGAGGAGGAGGAGGAGGAGGAGGGAGAAAAGAAAGAAGUAGAGGGAGAGGAGAGUGACGUGAAAUAAAGGUGAAGUGCGGAUACAUAAGCAACUUUAUAGGUAUUGAAAUUCACACCUAUCCUUGCAGUUGCAUCUUCUGUGACAGCAUGGUCAUGGGCAGCACCAUUUGAGUUUUAAAUCAGUAAGGGCUUUCCUGCACAACUGUAAAAUCCGACUGUAGCCUUGUCACAGCCAGGACAGCAGUCGGGGUAAUUCCUUAACGUAAUAGUAUCAUCCGUAUUUACAUGAGAUCGAGACAAGAUCAUUAACAACUAUAGUGGUUGCUGUAAUAGUGCUAUGCCCAGGCCUAAACCCUGAUUGGUUUUACGUUAACUAUACAUGUCUCAUUGUAAACCAGGUUGCCAGUCCGGGCCUAAGCCUUUGUUCCUGGCCUUGACCCAAGCAUAAUUUAUUUUAUGAAUUACUUCUGAACAGGAUACCAGCUAAUGUGCUGCAGUGUGUAUAGUCUGAACAGGAUACCACCUCCUAAUGUGCUGCAGUGUGUAUAGUCUGAACAGGAUACCACCUCCUAAUGUGCUGCAGUGUGUAUAGUCUGAACAGGAUACCUCCUAAUGUGCUGCAGUGUGUAUAGUCUGAACAGGAUACCACCUCCUAAUGUGCUGCAGUGUUUACAGUCUGAACAGGAUACCUCCUAAUGUGCUGCAGUGUGUAUAGUCUGAACAGGAUACCACCUCCUAAUGUGCUGCAGUGUUUACAGUCUGAACAGGAUACCUCCUAAUGUGCUGCAGUGUGUAUAGUCUGAACAGGAUACCACCUCCUAAUGUGCUGCAGUGUGUAUAGUCUGAACAGGAUACCACCUCCUAAUGUGCUGCAGUGUGUAUAGUCUGAACAGGAUACCACCUAAUGUGCUGCAGUGUGUAUAGUCUGAACAGGAUACCACCUCCUAAUGUGCUGCAGUGUGUAUAGUCUGAACAGGAUACCUCCUCCUAAUGUGCUGCAGUGUGUAUAGUCUGAACAGGAUACCUCCUCCUAAUGUGCUGCAGUGUGUAUAGUCUGAACAGGUACAAAGCCAAGGUUAGUGAUUUACUGCUACCUGCAGUUGUGGAAUGUUAGCUCAGGACUAUAAUUCAGUGGUUGACUCCUCCUCCUGACCUGGAUGGAAUUAUACGACCUGGAUGUAGUGCACUACAUUUGACCAUGAUUUUGGAAUGAGAUGUUCGACGAGCAGGUGUCCACAUACACUACGUCGGUUACCACUACAAAAGUAUCUUCCUUUAUCUUUUUUUUUAACUACAAACAUAGAAACGUGUCAUUUUCACAUAUGUUGAUGUUGGGGUGGUGCUUGAGAUGAUAAAUAUGUAGUAGAAUGUUUUUGAAAUGUCCCUUUAAAGGUACGUAUGCCCAUGUACAUGACUAACAUUUAAAUGUAAAACAGUUCAUAGUAGCAUAAUCUAUUUUUGACUUGAGCUGAAUAAUGGGGCUGAGUCUAUAUAUAGUAUAUACUGGGGCUGAGUCUAUAUAUAGUAUAUACUGGGGGCUGAGUCUAUAUAUAGUAUAUACUGGGGGCUGAGUCUACAUAUAGGAUAUACUGGGGGCUGAG
This is a messenger RNA of Salmo salar (Atlantic salmon), 3537 nucleotides long. RefSeq lists its product as uncharacterized. Gene Ontology annotation, cellular component: chromatin; transcription regulator complex; PcG protein complex. Gene Ontology annotation, molecular function: DNA-binding transcription factor activity, RNA polymerase II-specific; RNA polymerase II cis-regulatory region sequence-specific DNA binding. Gene Ontology annotation, biological process: regulation of transcription by RNA polymerase II. Lineage: Eukaryota; Metazoa; Chordata; Actinopteri; Salmoniformes; Salmonidae. The record is from RefSeq and is a predicted model, not a curated record.